Messenger RNA from Haemonchus placei, 237 nucleotides. NCBI's taxonomy places the organism in Eukaryota, Metazoa, Nematoda, Chromadorea, Rhabditida, Trichostrongylidae. The record is from the annotation of a GenBank genome assembly.
AAUGGUUACGUGAUCCUCAGUGAGCCUGGCGCUGAGCCGACUUCUCGUAUCAAACUCAGCUACCCGAUAAGUUCUGUACUUGGUCGAAAAUUCAGUUUACAGCCCAACUUCUUUGGUGUAGAGCUGUAUAACGACUCUGAUGAUGAAAUUUCUCGAAUAUUGGGUGGUCCGGACCUGAUUGAAUCAGGUGAUGAGCAUCGUCAAUCUUCGUCAGGUGAAAAAUUUUUCGUUUGGUAG